UGAAAGUAAACUGGUCAAGAGCAGAGGAGGCAAACGUGAAGUCAGAGGCUGCUCACAGUCAGUGUCGGUGUUUUUCCUCUCAGACUGAAGAUGAGUAGUUAUGAGGAGGAAGAGGAGGACAGAGCAGAGUCUCCAGGGUUCAGCUGUGUGUCUCUCAAGAGUGACCGGUCCAUGGGAGCUCCUCUAAACUUCAGUAAUGAACCUGGACCCUCACACUCAAAAGGUCAGGACCACAGACUGAGAGCAGAGUCUCCAGGGUUCAGCUGUGUGUCUCUGAAGAGUGACCGGUCCAUGGGAGCUCCUCUAAACUUCAGUAAUGAACCUGGACCCUCACAAUCAAAAGGUCAGGACCACAGACUGAGAGCAGAGUCUCCAGGGUCCAGCUGUCUAUCUCUGAAGAGUGACCGGUCCAUGGGAGCUCCUCUAAACUUCAGUAAUGAACCUGGACCCUCACAAUCAAAAGGUCAGGACCACAGACUGAGAGCAGAGUCUCCAGGGUCCAGCUGUCUAUCUCUGAAGAGUGACCGGUCCAUGGGAGCUCCUCUAAACUUCAGUAAUGAACCUGGACCCUCACAUCCAGAAGAGAGGAAGAGGAGUCAUGUUUCUGAGGAGGAGCAGUCUUCCUGCUGUGCUUCGUGUCAGGACGUCCUGAAGGAUCCAGUCUCCACCAGCUGUGGACACAGGUUCUGCAGACAGUGCAUCACCUCAUACUGGGACCACUCUGGUUCUUCAGGAGACUUCUCCUGUCCCCAGUGUGGACAAAGAUCCCGAACAGGAGCUGGAGCUCAGACAACCGGUCAGAGCAGCACUGUCUGCGAUCAUGGUCUGCAGGAGGAUUUAGAUGAACAUAAGCUCAGUGUGAGAAGGAGAUGUGAACAUGUGACUGAAGGAAGUGAUGAAACAGGAAGUAGAACCCUCCUCAACAGGAUCUACACUGAGCUCUACAUCACAGAGGGACAGAGUGAAGAGGUUAAUACUCAACAUGAGGUGAGGCAGCUUGAGACGGCUUCCAAGAGGAAGAGCCUCCACGACACUCCCAUCAAGUGCCACGACAUCUUUAAAGCCUCCACUGACCAGCAGAGCAGCAUCAGAGUCGUCCUGACCAACGGCGUUGCUGGCGUUGGAAAAACCUUCUCGGUGCAGAAGUUCACUCUGGACUGGGCAGAGGGUUUAGAAAACCAAGAUGUGGAUCUGCUGACUGUGCUUUCGUUCAGGGAGCUGAACCUGGUGAAGGACCAGCAGCACAGUCUCCUCACGCUGCUCCGUGUUUUCCAUCCAGCGUUACAGAAGCUCACGGCAGAGACGCUCGCUGUCUGUAAACCUUUGUUCAUCUUGGACGGCCUGGAUGAAAGCAGACCUUCUCUGUACUUCAACCACAGGGAGCUUGUGUCUGAGGUCACACAGAGGUCAUCAGUCAACGUGCUGCUGACAAACCUCAUCCGGGGGAGUCUGCUUCCCUCGGCUCUCGUCUGGAUAACCUCCAGACCUGCGGCGGCCAAUCAGAUUCCUCCUGCAUGUGUUGACAGGGUCACAGAAGUACGAGGCUUCACUGACGCCCAGAAGGAGGAGUACUUCAGGAGGAGAUUCAGUGAUGAAGAGCUGUGCAGCAGAAUCAUCUCACACAUCAAGACGUCCAGGAGCCUCCACAUCAUGUGUCAAAUCCCAGUCUUCUGCUGGAUCACUGCUACAGUUCUGGAGCACAUGUUGACCACAGACCAGAGAGGAGAGCUGCCCAAGACCCUGACUGACCUGUACUCACACUUUCUGCUGGUUCAGACAAGGAGGAAGAAUGAGAAGUACGGUGAGGGACAUGAGACGACUCCACAGCAGCUGAUGGAGGCUGACAGGGACGUUCUCCUGAAGCUGGGGAGGCUGGCACUUAAACAUCUGGAGGAAGGAAACAUCAUGUUCUACCAAGAAGACCUGGAGCGGUGUGGUCUCAAUGUCACAGAGGCCUCUGUGUAUUCAGGAGUUUGUACUGAGAUCUUCAGAAGAGAGUGUGUGAUCUUCCAGAAAUCAAUCUACUGCUUUGUUCAUCUGAGCGUUCAGGAGUUUCUGGCUGCAGUAUAUAUGUUCGACUGUUACACCACAAGGAACACAGAAGAACUCAACAACUUCUUGGGAACAUAUAGGAACACAUGGAGUAAAGUCUCCCUUGAUGACCUCCUGAAGAGAACCAUGGAGAAAUCCCUUACCAGUACAAAUGGUCAUCUGGACCUGUUUGUUCGCUUCCUUCACGGCCUCAGUCUGGAGUCCAACCAGAGAGUCUUAGGAGGCCUGCUGGGUCAGACAGAGAACAAUCCAAAGAUCAUUCAGAGAAUCAUCAAAAACCUGAAGAAGAUGGAGGGUGUUAACAUUUCUCCUGACAGAAGCAUCAACAUCUUCCACUGUCUGACUGAGAUGAACGACCACUCAGUUCAUCAGGAGAUGCAACAGUUCCUGACGUCCAAGAACAAAUCAAUGGAGAAACUCUCUCAGAUCCACUGCUCAGCUCUGGCCUACAUGCUGCAGAUGUCAGAGGAGGUUCUGGAUGAGUUGGACCUGGUGAAGUUCAGAACAUCAGACCAGGGUCGACUGAGACUGAUCCCAGCUGUGAGGAACUGCAGGAAGGUUCUACUCAUUGGUUGUGGAAUCUCAGAGACUCACUGUGAAGUCGUGGCCUCAGCUCUGAAGUCAGACCCCUCACAUUUGAGAGAAGUGGAUCUGAGAGAGUACAAGCUGCAGGAUUCAGGAGUGAAGCUGCUGUGUUCGGGACUGGAGAGUCCAAACUGUCGACUGGAGACUCUGAGGUUGUGGGACUGCAGUCUGUCAGAGAUCAGCUGUUCUUCUCUGGCUUCAGCUCUGAGAUCAAACCCCUCUCAUCUGAGAGAACUGGAUCUGAGUCUGAACAAGCUGCAGGACUCAGGAGUGAAGGAGCUGUGUGGUUUUCUACAGAGUCCAACCUGUCGACUGGAGACUCUGAGGUUGCAGAGCUGCAGACUGUCAGAGAUCAGCUGUUCUUCUCUGGCUUCAGCUCUGAGGUCAAACCCCUCUCAUCUGAGAGAACUGGGUCUGAGUGACAACAUCUUGCAGGACUCAGCAGUGAAGGAGCUGUGUGGUUUUCUACAGAGUCCAACUUGUCAACUGGAGACUCUGAGGUUGUAUCACAGCAGUCUGACAGAGAUCAGCUGUUCUUCUCUGGCUUCAGCUCUGAGGUUAAACCCCUCUCAUCUGAGAGAGCUGGAUCUGAGAUACAACGACCUGCAGGACUCAGCAGUGAAGGAGCUGCUUGAUCUAAAGCAGAGUCCAACCUGUCGACUGGAGACUGUGAGAUGGAGUGAUCCUUGUACAGAGGCUGAAGCAGCAGCAGCUCGUGUGUAGUGCGGCUCUGACUGGGCCUUGUUGCUGGGAGGCAGAGAGGAGACGGAGCUCCAGAGGAAUCAGAGGAGGUGCGCUGCUCUGAGAUCAGCUGUCACACAGUGUCCAGUCCACCAUCCUCCCUGUGUGUUCAUGUGGAUGUGACACAGCUUCAUCAGUGGAGCUGCUGCUGCUCUGUCCUUUGACUCAGUGGCUGCAGACAAACUAACUCUUCGAUUCAGUCAUAUAUUCUGAACACAAACACAUGCAGCAGAUUAUUUCUGUUUAACACCACAUAACUGCAGAUCAAAACUUUUCCAAAUCUGUUUUGAGUGACUUUGCAGCAUCUUUUUCGACCUCUUCCCUUCAUUCAUGAUCUUUACCGCUUGUCCUCUUGAGGGUAGCAGGGGAAGCUGGAGCCAAUCCCAGCUGACAUUGGGUGAUAGGGGGGGGGGCCGACAAACAACAGGGCCGACAAACAACCAUUCACACUCACAUUAACACCAACGCUCAAUUUACCCAACCCUUAAUCUGCAUGUGUUUGGACUGAGAGACACGGUGGCAGUUCGGAGUUGGUAAAGUCGGUGUCCUUCUGAUAUUGGAAAAUUAGCUGAACUUUAAGUGUUUUUGGUUUAUUUUAACAUUGUGAUCGUAUGAUUCAGAUAUUACUGCAGAUGUCUAAUUUUAACCAAGGUUGAUGUUUUGCUUACUAUUAGUCUGCCAAUUCAAAAAUGCGAAAUACAACGAAAUACACACAAUUAAACAACCGGACGUGUCCAUCACUUUCAGUUGUCCCCUGGAAACACUUCCGGUGUCGUUUUCUGUAAUUGCAGAGCUUUUCUGUAAUGUGUUGUGUUGUGUUGUGUUGUGCGUAAUGUGUUGUGUUUUCAAAUUGAUGAAGAUGUUUUCUUACUUUGCUUGUGUUUUGUCUACUUGCAUGUGUUUUAUUAAGUUGCAGUGUGUUGUGCUCUCACUUUGCCUGUGUUUUGUCCACCUGCAUGUGUUUUCUUAAGUUGUAGUGCAUUGAGCUAUCAGGGCCACCGUAGUGAGAUGAAGCCAGACCACCUGGAGAAAACAAGGGAGAAAAUGUAAACUCCCCACAGAAAGACCCCAUCUGAACUGGGAUUCAAACCAGUAACCCCCUAGCUGUGAGGCAACAGUGCAAGCCACCACGCAGACGCAAAGUCUUUCCUCUCGCUACAGAUUGUGUUCAUUCAUGAAGAAUCAGUUUAUUGGAACGAUAUAACACCAGGCAGAAUAUAUAAACACUCUAAACUUUUUAAGUUUGCCUUUAUUAUUCUAACCUUUCUCAGUAUAUCUCCAUGUGUGUAUAACCACAUUCUGUGUAUCUGAUUGUUUAUGUGCUUAAAGUUCCUGUAUUCACGUCACAAAUGGAUUUAGUUCAACACAAAGUUAAACACAUUUAAAUCACUUAGAGUUAAAAAUCUGAGUUUUGUCUUUGACACAAAAGAUCCAAACUCUGGACUUAAAAAUUUGACGUUUUUAUUUCUGCAUCAGGUGCAGAGCAGUGGUUGCUUUCCUUCUUUUUGACCCACAGGUGUCAGUAGAGUAUAACAGUAGAUCAUCCCAGUCAAAGCCUUUAUAUUCAGUCUAUGAGUCAAAUACAUGGAUAAAUUCCUCUGUGACAAACCAGAUGUAACAAAAAAGUAAAAGACAAGUUAUGUUGUUUCUACUUAGCUCUGCUUUAAUUCACAAUAAACAUCCUUCCACUGA
Molecule: messenger RNA, 5070 nt
Organism: Limanda limanda (common dab)
Lineage: Eukaryota; Metazoa; Chordata; Actinopteri; Pleuronectiformes; Pleuronectidae
Product: NLR family CARD domain-containing protein 3-like
Exons: 12
Coding region: 91-3360 (1089 amino acids)
Molecular function (GO): protein binding
Source: RefSeq, a predicted model, not a curated record